Molecule: messenger RNA, 363 nt
Organism: Psylliodes chrysocephalus
Lineage: Eukaryota; Metazoa; Arthropoda; Insecta; Coleoptera; Chrysomelidae
Source: the annotation of a GenBank genome assembly
AUGUACAGAAUGUUCUUAGAGAAAAAUCCUACUUCAAAAAUAUCUUAUCAAACAUAUAGAGAAGUGUUUAAGAAAAAGUUCGACAUUGGAUUUGGCUAUCCUCGGACCGAUACAUGUAGUGAAUGUGAUCAGUUUACUGUACUAAUGAAAGCAACCAAGCGAAUUAAUGAUAACCUUGAAGAAAUAAAAAAAUUAAAAAAAGAGAAAGAGCUGCACUCAAGAAGAUCUCAAACAUUUUAUUAUAGGAAAAGGAAUGCCCGAAAAAAAUCUCAAAAGGAAAAAAGAUUCGAAUGCGUUGCUAUGGAUUAUCAAAAAAAAUAUAUUUCUCUUCCAAAUAUUACAACUAACGAUAAGAGAAAAUGA